Drosophila santomea is the source of this 575-nucleotide messenger RNA. RefSeq lists its product as uncharacterized. NCBI's taxonomy places the organism in Eukaryota, Metazoa, Arthropoda, Insecta, Diptera, Drosophilidae. Bases 126 to 488 code for a protein of 120 amino acids. The record is from RefSeq and is a predicted model, not a curated record. The transcript has a single exon.
GGUCAGUUGAAAUCCAUUCUCGAUACCAUUCGGAGCCAAAAAAAAAAACUAACAAAAUUCCAAAUAAAUUUUUGUAUAAAAAAAUAGGGAACAUUUUCAAUUCCGUUCAAAUUUAACUGUGCACUAUGGUGUGGAAUACGCUAUCAUUCUGGGACGGUCAGCCAGUCACCUCGCCGGUGUAUCCCCAGAUGGGGGAUGUGUGGAGUCUCAAUACCUCCGGCUACCAGCGUUACGAUCAUCCUCAGACCCAUACCCAUACCCAUACCCAUUCGCCACAGAAUUACUAUCAACGGAUGGGCAACGGCAUGGGCGACAUUCGCCAGAUGAGCUGUCCCAUGCCGAACUACUGUCCUCAUUUCCGGGAGCCCGGAUUGGAUGAUGUGGAUGCCUUCUACGCCUACAACGGCAUGGAUGUGAAUCAGGCCUAUGGCGGAGGAUCACGACCUGGUCAAGGUGCAGGAUCUGGAGGGCGGGGCGACCUCUGGUAGUUAUCCGUCCACCAUUUAUUGGCGUAUGCUCCUUAACUUUCUGUGCGUUUGAUCUAUGGAACCAUUAAAAUGUUUUAUUGAAUAGUA